This is a messenger RNA of Pungitius pungitius (ninespine stickleback), 1577 nucleotides long. RefSeq names its product protein CutA homolog. Lineage: Eukaryota; Metazoa; Chordata; Actinopteri; Perciformes; Gasterosteidae. The transcript has 6 exons. Gene Ontology annotation, biological process: response to metal ion. The coding region runs from base 201 to 713 and encodes 170 amino acids. Gene Ontology annotation, molecular function: copper ion binding. The record is from RefSeq and is a predicted model, not a curated record.
UCACCGGCCUGUCGGGAAACGUCCAGCAACCAAUCGAAGCGCGCCGGGGAUUUAUCUGUGCUCGUCCGACUCUGAAGACACUGUCCACACAAACAAACCAAAAAGUGCAAACACCUGCUGAGGGAGACGCGUCACUGACCAUCACUCGAUCGUCCCCGGAGUGCCGCCGCCGCCGCCGCGCGUGCACCGGGACCCCGGCGAUGACGCGCGCGGCCGCUCACGCGUCGCAGUGGCCGUUCCAGCGGUGCCACAUAGCGGCGGCGUCCGUCCCCGCCUGGCGCUCCGUGCUGCUCGCGUCAUGCUUGGUCAUGGUCCUGUCCGUGUCCAUGUACCCCGGGCUGUGGUCCAUCGGGGUCCGCCUGUGCUCAGUCUUCACGGGCAGCUACGUGCACGGCCACCACUCGGUUGUUCUCAUCAACAGUCCCAACGCGCAGGCGGCCAAGGACAUCGGCAGGGCGAUCAUGGCGAGGCGGCUGGCAGCCAGCGUUAACAUCCUCUCCAAGACCUCGACAAUGUACUAUUGGAAAGGAGACAUCCAGGAGGCCAGUGAAGUGCUGAUGCUGGUGAAAACAAAGACCUCCCGGAUUCAGCACGUCACGGAUUGCGUGAGGUCCCUCCACCCUUACGCAAACCCAGAGGUCCUCAGCUUCCUGGUGGAGGACGGCAGUCCGCCGUACAUGAAGUGGAUGGAUGAAGCCGUUCCGGAGGACUGAUGACCAGUCGGAGACCAGGCCGGUCUCUGCGUGGGCGUCGGCCCAACGAGGAGGCGGAGCCAUGCGGGCGGCGCUGAUUAGCAGGGCUUCUACGUUUGAUUUCAGUCCUUCGAAGGAGCUUUUGAACCACAGUUAGAAUUUACUCGAUGGACUGGCAGGUGACAGUCUGCAUUUUAUGACCGGAUGCUUCUAACAAAGUCUCUCUUUCGACUCGUCAGUUUUAAGGCAAAGUAUAUUUAUCUGUAGCUGACAUGUGUAAACUGACACAUGCACAAUUCAUUUAAAUAGAAGACGAUGGAGCCAUGAUGUUACAAUCCAACGUGAUCCUGUUUAAGAGAUAAUGGCUUUAGUAAGUGAGUUGAAUUAGUGUUUAAAUAUAACCAUCACAAACCUUUACAAAGGAAUAAAAAAGGGUUUGGUCCAAUACAAGCAUUCAAAUUAAUAAACAUAGCACAAAGAUGCUGUGACUCACCACUCUGUCAGGCAUUUACUGCUUGCACCUUAAUGCUACAUUCACAUUGCUCCAUCUCUUUUAUAGAUAACCCUCUAUCCUCUAUUUAAUCCUGUAAUAGCAAGAAUCUUCACGUAUUUGCAUUUGAUUGAACAAGCCCUCUCGCUCUGCUUUACUUUCAUUUAAGAUGGUAUCACUUAUGUAUGCAACACUAAGAUGAAAAUAGGUUCUGCUUUUUGAUGGCAUGACUAUACAACCCUGAUGAAUAUCGGAAUAAAGUAAUUGGUACAACAGUCAUGUCACUACUGAGGAUGAAUUAAAAAAAUGGAUGCGACUGGCUGCACUUGAAGAAGUGAUGCUGAUCUCAGCACGUCUGCCCUUGAAUAAAACAUCCCUGAUCUCCACAGGACGGG